GUUUAUCAUUAAAAUUGAAAAUCUGCAUUGAAAGGAGCCCCAAAAAUACAAAGGUACCAGUCCCCAAACUAGUCUCUCCAAGAAGCGCGCGCAAUUAUACUCAAUGUCGUCGAUCAUUAUUAUACAACAAACUCGUCCAAUAAACCACCAACCCGAUUUCUCAUUCUGCACCUUAUAGUAACUCGUAUAAACAAAAAUUCAAAUUAUCUCGAGAAAAAUUUAUUAUGCCAAGCGCGAUCAGCUCGUUAAAACAACCGAGGGGGUCCAGCAUCGAAAUUUUCGUCUAUUCUCGUUGGCUCGGUGUAGCGCGCGCGACUAGCGAUCAGUGCAGCAAUGAAGGCAAAUGCCGACAAGGCCGCGGACAUUGUAAUUUUCGCAGCUGCGGGUAUACGGAGGGACGGAGGUGCGUGCGUACAUCGGACGGAGAGGAGACAAAGGAACAGUAUCGUUCGGCGAAGCUCGCGCCGUGUGUCAAAUUUUCGUAUUUUCGUGGGCUGAAUAAUUUGCGAUUGAAUACUCGCGAUCCCGCCAAUCAGUAGGUUGUGGCGUAAUUUCGGUGGCGUAUGUUGGCGAUUCCAAAGUUAUUUUGAAGUCGACGAGAAAAUUGAUACAAAAAUCCCAAUUACUAAUGGCCCGGAGAGCAAGGAGGAAGCGCCGGCGGAAUACGCGAAAAAAAGACCAACGUGGCGCGCUCGUAAAAUAAUAAAUACACGCAGCCUAGCAUAGCUCACGUACGAUAUGUAAUUCAUCAGGUAUGCGGGCACGCGACACCAAAAUCGAGACACGCCGUGCGUAUGAAUUCUUCCCGCGGGAAAACGCAGGAAAAAAAACGCGACUCGCCAAGGGGCCGUUAUACGCGCGAUUGGUCCUCCUCUCGUGUUCGCGGACCCCCACCAGCAGCCGGCAUAUUUUUAUAAAAGCAUUUUUAAACGGCGCCUCCGGCAAGUCCGUCCUAUACUCGCUACCGCUUCGCGACGGUGUGGACGUUUUGUUUACGGCUGUGCGGUGUUUACUUUUUGGAAUCUUUUUCUCCUCGAGAUUCCGUGGAGUCAUCAUCGUGACGAGAACAUCGAGGAGCCGGUGGUCAAUUUGAAAAUCGUUACACCGUUUUCACAUCCCAUCCGCAGUGCCGGUGUGGUUAGCUCGGAGGAGGAUAAUUUUUUCGAGCAAUCAGCUGCCCUUGUGCGGCUAGAUUGCUUGUUGAUUGUGCAGUGAUUUUCCUCGCGGCGCUGUAACGUACACAUCGCAACCGAUGGACCAGCUGAUUCUACCGGAAAUUGCACCCUUGGACAAACUUAAUUAAAAGCCGCCGAGAUAACAGCGACUGCAGUUCUAAUCCCCAGUUGGCCGAUAAGCGCCUGUCGAAAUCCAGCUCGGAAAACCGUCGCAAGCUGCACGGCUCUAGCGCAGUCCACCUCCAGCACCGCUGCACACUCUGCAGGCGUCGUUAUCGCUCGCCGCCUUUAUCGGAAUCGAUAAACACGCGAGCCCGUAUAGAGAAAGGUUGAAAUAAAAAUCGCGAUUUCUCGAACGCUCGCAGAUCUCCGCUGAUUUAUCAGCCGCGAGGCUCGCCCGAUUAGUAUGUGUACAUCCGCGCGGCGAGGCAUAGCGUCAGCCUGGAUUUGAAAUUCCAGACACGCGCGUUUUCGGCCUUUCUAUAAGGCCGCCGAAGCGCGCACAGGUGUGCGCGGUCUCGCGCGGCUAUACGGCGAGCGAGAGGAGCCAAGAGGACGUGAUUGAUGCGCCUGGACAGUUAUUAUACGACUCCUCUGUCGCUAAUUGAUUUGGAGCUUUCGCUCCGUGGAAUAUAACCGGCCGCCUGGAGAUCGCGCGCCUCGGCGCGCAGAAGUGAAACCACGAGCGAGAGAAAGCGUGAUAAGACGAACUCUGCACCCCCGACGACGACGACGACGACGAGAAGGCCGACACACGCGCUGUCUCUCCGCAGCGCGUAUAGUGUGGCACAGCGAUCGACGCCGCCGUCUUGACAGUUCGCGUCGAGCCAGCAGAGCCGACGGAGGUGUGGGCAUCAGUGGUCUAUAUAGCGAAGAGUCGGCGAGCGCGGGGGGACCGGCUCGCAAAUGACAGGCUAAAGUGGCUCAAACGAGCGCACAGUGGAGUGCUCAUGACGACCGGCUACGUCACUCGGCUGUGACCAUCUUCGCUAUUUUUUGCACGACAACGCGUACUGCGCAUCGCACCGGGAGUAGGAGGAGAGGGUUGCCGACGAUGCUGGGAUGAGCAGAGAGAGAGAGAGAGAGAGGGAGAGAGAGAGAGAGAUAGAGAGAGAGAGAUUUCGAGAUUGACAGAGCAAGAAUGUCGCGCUCGUGGAAACUGGACGAGGUCGUCGAGGAGGAUCCGUCCGACAGGGUGGACAUGUCCGACCUGAACCGAGCCCCCCGCUCUCCCCGUUCGGAAUGCCGCAAGCCGCGGCACUACUCCCUGGGCUGCAUCUACGAGCGUCAACGUCGCACCUCGCGCGACCUGUUGCCCGGUCGACUGGCCUCGCUGUACAAGUCUCGCCAGGGCAUGCGGCCCUCGAUCUGCCCGGAUAAGGUCGUGGUGACGGAGCCCCAGGACUCGGCCGAGCACGUGGAGAUCGACGCGGGUGCGCCCCCGCCGGUGGACGACUCGCUCUUCUUCGACCGGGAGUUCGAGGCGCUGAAGCACGUGAAGAUCGACGGGACGAGCCUAAAGACCGCCAUGUGGGCGGCUGUCAACGUGGUCGAGAUGAAGGACCUGUUGGAGAUGGAGAAGGGCAACAUCGAGAAGGGCCCGGACGGGAAGCUCCUGCCCAACGCGGAUCAGAGGUUCAAGAAUGUCAUGUUCCUCUGGGCCUGCUUUCGCGGCCUCGCGCACCUGCUGCCCAAGCUGGAGGAGUGCGGGGCCGACAGGGACUACGUGGAGCCCUGCACCGGGAUGAACCCCAUUCUCGUGGCCUCGCUCACCAGCAGCAUAGCCUGCCUGGAAUACCUCAUCGAGAAGGGCGCCGACGUGAACUACGCCAACACCGCGCUCUUCUACACUCCGCUGCACUUCGCGGCCUUCGGCAACUCCAGCGAAGCCGCCGAGCUGUUGAUCAAGCACGGUGCCAAGCUCAACUCCUCGAACUGCCAGGACGUGGAGCCGGUGCUGCACUGCGCCGUCAGAGCUCGAGCCGAGAAGGUGGUGAAGCUUCUGCUGGAGAAGGCCGCGAGCGUCGCCCAGAAGAACAGCACGGGCGAGACACCGCUGCACGUCGCCUGCUUCGUCCAGUCCAUUGGCUGCACGGAGCUGCUGCUCUGCAGCCCGGGCACCGAUCCGAACGCGGUCGACCAGAACCACAGGACGCCUCUGCACUACGCGGUGAUGAACACCUGCUCGGCGCCGGAACUGGUGGAGCUGCUCCUGAAGCACGGAGCCGCGGUGAACGUCAAGGACAAGCAGGAGCUGACGCCCCUGCACAUCGCCUCGCUGAACGAGCAGUCCCAGUGCGUGGACGCGCUGAUCUGGGCCGGCGCCGACGUCAGCGCCACCACGAAAACCGGCCUCACGGCCCUCAACAUCAUCCUGCGGAAGAUCCCCGAGUCGCUGCAGGUCUUCAGGCAGCGGCUGGACGCCUCGAUCAGGCUGAAGCGCCCGGUGCCCCACAACCGCGAAUUCGAGAUGCGCUUGCACUUCGACCUGCUGUUCCCGAGCAACAACCAGUGCGAGACCAGCUUCAUCAACACCUUCGUGCAGGAGCACCAGAAGGACCUGCUCUCGCAUCCCCUGGUCAUGGCGUUCCUCCAUCUCAAGUGGGAGAAGAUCCGCAAGUUCUACCUCAUGCGCAUCUUCCUCUACGCUCUCACGGUCAUCGUCAUGACGACCUACGUCCUCACGGCUCUGGCCUACAGGUGCUACAACCUCAGCGAGUCCAAGAGCUCCAAGAUCUGCAACAACAACAGAGCCUCGGGAUUCCUCUUCCGGCGACACGUCAUCGAGAUCGAGUGGUACGUCUCGCUGAUACUCACUUGCGUGACCAUACCCAGAAAGAUAUUCGGCUUCAUGGUCUACAAGUCUGCCAGGCAGUACUUCAUGAACAUAGACAACGUCCUCGACGCCAUAGUCAUCGUGAGCGUCUUCGUGACGUCCUUCAUCUACACCGGCAGGACCUACGACUGGCAGAACUACGUGGGCGCGUUCGCCAUCCUCUGCGCCUGGACAAAUCUCAUGUUGAUGGUUGGACAACUGCCGGCGUUCGGCACCUACGUCGCCAUGUUCACACACAUUCAGUUCGAAUUUGCCAAGCUGUUGUUGGCCUACUCCGGCUUGCUCAUCGGCUUCACGAUAAGCUUCUGCGUCAUCUUCGUGGGAGAGCCCUCGUUCGGCAAUCCCUUCACCGGGCUCAUCAAGGUGCUGGCGAUGAUGGCCGGGGAGUUGGACUUCGAGGGCCUGAUCAACCAGGACGACAUACUGCACGACGGAUCGUUCGUGCUGUAUCAUCCGCUGUCGGUGUGCUCGCAGAUACUCUUCACGUUGUUCAUCGUCUUCGUGACGGUGAUCCUGAUGAAUCUCCUGGUGGGCAUCGCCGUCCACGAUAUCCAAGGUCUGAGAAACCACGCGGGACUGACCAAAUUGGUCAGGCAGACGAAGUUGAUCCUCUUCACGGAGAUGGUGCUGUACAACGGUAGGAUACCCUACACCUUCAAGAAGUGGAUGUCCGAUCAUAAGAUCGAUGUGGACAACCGGAAGAGGGUGCUCGUGGUGAAGCCGCUCAAUCCGCUGGAGAAGAGACUGCCGAAGGACAUUAUGAAAGCCGCUUACGAGAUAGCCCAGAGAAAUGCUCCACUCGUGGACGAGGACGACGUCAGUUUGGACGAACACGUCACCUGGAUGAAGCAGCAGAGCGAAGAAGGCAGCGACUAUUUGCUACACUCGACCAUAGAUCAGCUUUCCACGCAGAUGAAGUCAGCAGAGGACGACAUAAAGGUGAUCAAAGAGCAGCUGCUGGACACGAACAAAAUGCUGAAGAAUCUCGUGGCUCGAAGAGUGCAACCGAGGUGAAACGUCUGAUGUUUGGAAAAAGUUUCUUCGAGAUACGUACAGGCUGAUUUGCUUAAAUGGGAUUUAUUUGUUAAGUCGCUUCGAUGAUGUGAGUGUGAUGCGGUAUGAUCUGAUUUGAUUUUAGCAAUCUGUAUUUUGUUAAUUGUUUUUAUUCUUUUAGAGAGUUUUAUAUUACUUGUACGAAACGAUUCAUAAUGUUUAUUGAUGGUCGCAUCAGCAAAACAUUUAAUGCGCUCUUUCUCCGUAUAAGAUGAAAAAUAUUCAUUUUUAUACAAUGCAUUGUAAUCCGUGUUUUAAUCAAUGGUAUGGACAUAUUGUAAGAUUUCGUAUUACAUCAUAAUUAUGAAGACAAAUUAGUUAUUGCUUGUGUGUAAAUAAUAUUUAUUGCCUUAAAUGUAAAACGAUUUAAAUAUUUAAACAUCUUGUGAUACAUCCACUACUUUCGAUCGAAUGUCUAUAUCGUCUAUAUUAAUAGUACAAAAUUGACACAUUUGAAUAAAAGAUUAUGUCGCAAUCGGCGAAAACUCGCAUAAUUGUAAAUAAUACUAUACUAGAAAUUAAAUCGAUGUAUUUAUAAGAUUUCUGGAAUAUUUAUUUUCCUCUAUAAUAAAACAAACGCAUUUUACUCUAAUAGUAUAUGUACUCAAUCUUCAUACAUCCCAUGAUAUUUCAUUUAAAUUUGUACGUGAAAAAUUUCGAUAUAAAGCACUCUCAUUAGAGAGAAUUAAAUCCUAAAGUAGAUUAGUUUUUAUUGACGUCUCGAAUGCUCAAGGCUAUGACCUUUCCUAUCCGGAAGCGAUUUCCGGAAUCUUGCGUGUCACAUACGAUAAAAGAUAAUUAUGAUGUUUUAAAAUUUUGUCAUACUAAUUUGGUUCAUUUUAAUCUUAAAAAACAAACUUUA
This is a messenger RNA of Nasonia vitripennis (jewel wasp), 5926 nucleotides long. RefSeq names its product hymenoptera-specific transient receptor potential cation channel, subfamily A. The record is from RefSeq and is a predicted model, not a curated record. Bases 2317 to 5025 code for a protein of 902 amino acids. The transcript is spliced from 2 exons. Gene Ontology annotation, biological process: monoatomic ion transport; transmembrane transport. Lineage: Eukaryota; Metazoa; Arthropoda; Insecta; Hymenoptera; Pteromalidae. Gene Ontology annotation, cellular component: membrane. Gene Ontology annotation, molecular function: monoatomic ion channel activity; protein binding.